UUCCCCACUUUUCAAUAACAGAGAAUAGAAUCAGUAAAGAGAGAUCAGAGAGAGAGAUUGAGGAGGAAAAUGUUGCAUGUAAAUGGAGGAAUGGGAGACACCAGUUACGCCACCAACUCUUUACUUCAGCGAAAGGUAAUUUCGAUGACUUGGCCAAUUGCAAAGGAGGCCAUCACCGACUUCUUCUGCACCCACAACUUUCCGACAACCUUAACCAUGGUGGACUUAGGUUGUUCUUAUGGACAAAACACUCUCAUGUUUGUUUCCAAUCUCAUCAAACAAGUGGAGCAAAAUAUUCGUGAAGAAAGGCCUUUGGAGUAUCAAAUUUUCUUCAAUGACCUCUAUGGAAAUGACUUCAAUACCAUAUUUAGAUCGUUGCCGAGUUUCCUACAGCACUUGAAGACCCAAAUUGGACCUGAUUUUGGUCCAUGUUUCUUCAAUGGAGUGCCGGGUUCUUUCUAUGGCAGACUUUUUCCCGUUAAAAGUGUGCAUUUUUUUCAUUCUUCUUAUAGUCUUCAUUGGCUCUCCCAGGUUCCUGAAGGGAUAGAGAAUAACAAAGGGAAUAUUUUCAUGGGUAGUACAAGUCCGAGGAGUGUGCUUGAAGCUUAUUAUAGGCAAUUUCGAAAGGACUUUUCAAUGUUUUUGAGAUGUCGUGCCGAAGAAUUGGUCAUUGGUGGACGUAUGGUUCUAACAAUUGUGGGAAGAACGAGUGGAGAUCCAGCCAAUAAAGAAUGCAGUUAUGUUUGGGAGUUUUUUACUUUAGCUCUCAAUAGCAUGGUGGUUGAGGGAAUUGUGGAAGAGGAAAAAGUGAACUCAUUCAAUAUUCCAAACUACAUGCCAUCUCCUUUGGAAGUGAAAGUCGAAGUGUUAAAUGAAGGAAGUUUCACUAUUAACCGUUUAGAAGUUUCAAGAAUUGAUUGGAAUUUUCAGGACAAUGGUAUUGAAUCCAACACAUCAAGUAUGUUCAUGGACGAUUAUGGUUAUGACUUUGUGAAAUGUGUACGAUCUGUAGUUGAACCACUUAUUAUUCAUCACUUUGGAGAAGCUAUUAUGGAUGAACUAUUUUGUAGAUAUAGAAAAAUUGCUGCUGAUCACAUGUCAACAGAGAAGAUUGAGUUCGUCAACCUCACUAUCUCUUUGACAAAAAUAAAUUGAUGAAAACUAAGUGGUUUUUUUUCCUUAAAGAAUAGGUACUAUAUUUUUAUGUUAUGAAAAGAACAUUACAUGUCAUUGAAAGAUUGAAACGACGUUAUAUAUAUGUAUUGUCCAACUUUGUUCU
Molecule: messenger RNA, 1279 nt
Organism: Momordica charantia (bitter melon)
Lineage: Eukaryota; Viridiplantae; Streptophyta; Magnoliopsida; Cucurbitales; Cucurbitaceae
Product: S-adenosyl-methionine 4-1-methyl-2-pyrrolidinyl-3-oxobutanic acid methyltransferase
Molecular function (GO): methyltransferase activity
Source: RefSeq, a predicted model, not a curated record